GUGGAGUCUAACUCUAAGUCUGUCCCAGUGUCUGGACUGGAGAUGGAUCUCCCCAAGCCACCAGAAGAUCAUGACCUGAAGAACAUAAUUGAUAAACUGGCCCAGUUUGUUGCCAGAAAUGGACCAGAAUUUGAACACAUGACAAAACAAAAACAAAAAGAUAAUCCAAAGUUUUCCUUUCUCUUUGGCGGAGAGUUCUUCAACUAUUAUCAAUAUAAAGUUACCACAGAGCAAGCAGUGGCCAAGAAACAACAACAACAGUUAGUGCAACAACAGCAAAUGGUGCAACAAGUGAUGACACAACAAGCCCUUCAGACAGCACCAUGGCAGCAACCUCCACAGGCCAACCAACAAAUUCAAAACCUGCAGCAACAGAUUGCUCAGCACCAAGUGAUGAUGGACCAACAAAUACAACAGAGUGAACAAAACCUUGCAGCACAGUACCAGAGCUUCAUACAGCAACAACAGAUUCAGAUAGAAGAGGCCAUAGUGAAGUCUAGAAAUGAGCAGCUGGAGAAACUGUGUGCCGAAUGUGACAUUAAAAUGGAGGAUUUGGAUGGCACAGUUCAGCCAAUCAUUGACUCCUGCACCAAGGAUGCAAUCCUGAAUGGAAAAAGCUGGAUAUUUCAGCAUUGUACUGCCACAGAAAAGCACUGCGACCUUGUUGCGAAAUAUUUGCAAAAAAGGUUGGUACAAGCCAAUGUUGGCCUUAAUAGGAUCACAUCCAAGGAUGCAUUAUUUGAGAUGCGCUUACACUUGAUUUACCUAAUAAAUGAUCUAUUACACCACUGCAUAAGAAAAAAUGCUGGUGAGUUAAAGAUCAGUUUGGAAAAAGUAGUGGUUCCAAUAUUCUGUACAGCAAGUUCAGGGAUUGAGGAAGACAAGAAGCAAAAACUUAAUAAGUUAUUGAACCUCUGGGAACAGAACAAGUACUUUUCUCCGGAAACCAUUGAGCAACUGAAGAAUCCAACUCUAGCUUUAACAAAUUAUCAGACAAAUUUGCUCAAUGAACAUGCAGCAGUGGUUAGUCAGAUCAGUGCAGCAACACAGCAGAAGUAUGCAAAUCUGCAGAAACAGCACCAGGACUUCAUGGCUCACCUUAACAACCAGCUUCAGCAACUUCAGCAACAGCUACAGAUGUUACAGCAACAACAACCCCCACCCCCACCCCAGGUGAUCAAUCCCAUGGUAGAGGGAAUGCCACCAGGGAGUGCCAUUCCCCCUGGAAUUCCACACUCGGCUCCCCUACCUGCCUCAAUGGGUCCCGGUCCCCAACAGAUCCCAUCCUCAGCCCCCAUGGCUGUUCCUCCCAGUGGCCUUGGAGACCCACAAGUUGUACAGGUCACACAAAUAAUGCCAACACCUUCUGUUGUCGGAGAGCAGCCCCCACCUGUGACGUCAGAACCACCACCUCUGAUGCAGCAACAACUAGGUCCAAUGCCAGGGAACCAGCCACUCCAGGGAAUGCCUCCAGGAUCUGCCCCUCAACAGUUUGGUCCACCACCUGGUGGAUUUGGUGGACCCCCACCAGGAUUUAGAGGACCACCCCCUCAGAAUGUUGGUCCCGGUGGUCCACCAGGAGGCUUACCCCCAGGUUUUACCCCAGGUCCUCCUGGACCAGGUCCAAACCAGAAUCAGUUUGCCCUCCCAGAUCUUAGCAAACCUCCCCCAGGAUUCCCUCCAGGACUACCCCCCUUUGCAGGACCACCCCCCUCAGACAUUGACCUGACACCUUCAGUGCCAUACUAUGAGCUACCUGCUGGACUGAUGGCACCACUGGUCAAGCUUGAAGACCAUGAAUAUCGUCCUUUAGAUCCCAAAGACAUUCGUUUACCACCCCCUAUGCCACCAAGUGAAAGAUUACUGUUAGCUGUGGAAGCCUUCUACAGUGCUCCAACUCAUGAAAGACCUAGAGACAGUGAGGGAUGGGAAAAAUUGGGUCUCUACGAGUUCUUCAAAGCAAAGCAGAGAGCAAGAAAAUUAAAAGAGGAGGAAAAAGAAGCAGAAAGACAACAAAGGGGUCGACGAUCAAGGUCACAGUCAAGAUCUCGUUCCAGGUCAAGGUCGAGAUCACGCUCUCGGUCAAGAGAAAGGGAAAAAUUUCGAGACAGAGAGGAGAGAAGAUCCAGAAGCAGGUCAAGGUCAAGAUCAAGGUCACCAUCACCUUCACCCAGGGGUCGCAGGAGGCGCAGUGGAAGGAGAAGCAGGUCAAGGUCAGAGUCACCUUUACCCUAUCAAAGAAGCAGCAGGUCACCUUCACCACCACCACGACAACGUAGGGUGUCCCGGAGUCCAACACCAACAAAUGAAUUUGUUGGGAUGGGAGCAUCACAAACAUUAGGAGACUCCAAGUUAGGACAGGACAAUAAAGGGCAUCAGAUGCUGAUGAAGAUGGGGUGGGGAGGUAAGGGGUUGGGAGCUACAGAGCAGGGCAUUGUGGACCCUAUUUCUGGUGGGGAUGUAAGGGACAGACAAGACAUGUUCAAAGGAGUGGGAUCAGAUCUCAAAGAUCCAUUUGAACAGUUCAGAAAGAACAAGAGCCAUGGAUUCAUUGCCAGGAUGAAGGCCAGGGAUGAAAUGAGAGAAAAAAGUAAGAAGGACAGGGACCAGGAUAAUUGACCACUGGAAUUUAUUGUACAUAGAUUGUCAUAUCUCAUCAAGUGUGAACUUCACAAUAAAAUCAUGACAAAAUUA
Messenger RNA from Saccostrea echinata, 2694 nucleotides. RefSeq names its product calcium homeostasis endoplasmic reticulum protein-like. Lineage: Eukaryota; Metazoa; Mollusca; Bivalvia; Ostreida; Ostreidae. Gene Ontology annotation, molecular function: RNA binding. The record is from RefSeq and is a predicted model, not a curated record. Gene Ontology annotation, cellular component: perinuclear region of cytoplasm. Bases 43 to 2619 code for a protein of 858 amino acids. Gene Ontology annotation, biological process: RNA processing; intracellular calcium ion homeostasis. The transcript has 19 exons.